Molecule: messenger RNA, 1309 nt
Organism: Hypomesus transpacificus
Lineage: Eukaryota; Metazoa; Chordata; Actinopteri; Osmeriformes; Osmeridae
Gene: sncb
Product: synuclein, beta
Exons: 6
Coding region: 214-594 (126 amino acids)
Biological process (GO): synaptic vesicle endocytosis; chemical synaptic transmission; synapse organization
Cellular component (GO): axon terminus; cytoplasm; neuronal cell body
Molecular function (GO): cuprous ion binding
Source: RefSeq, a predicted model, not a curated record
CCCGUGCUCAGCCUCUGACAUCUUCCUGUGUCCAAUGGUGGCUACGUGAUUGUCUCAAGCAGUCUAGAGGGCGUCCCUAUUGGUGGAGAGGAUCCGGAGGAAGGCCCACCUAGUGAUCGUUCGCAGAUAUCUCACGUUCAGACGAUAUUUGAAUCAACUGUGCAAUCGAAAUAUAAGGGGACGCGUCAGAUUUGUAAAAGCAUCGGGGCCAAGAUGGAUGUGUUUAUGAAGGGGCUGUCUAAAGCGAAAGAAGGCAUGGCGGUGGCCGCAGAGAAAACCAAGGAAGGCGUCGCGGUAGCGGCAGAGAAGACCAAAGAAGGAGUCAUGUUUGUCGGCACCAAGGCCAAAGACAGCGUUGGCUCCGGGGCUGAGAAAAUGAAGGAGCAGGCCUCUAAUUUUGGUGGAGCCAUGGGGAACAUAGCUGCUGCCACUGGCCUGGUGAAGAAGGACGAGUUCCCCACUGACAUGAAUCCUGAGGAGUAUGGGCAGGAGGCCAUGGAGGAGGCACAGGGAGAGGCACUGAUGGAUCCAGAAGGAGGAACGUACGACGAGACCCAGCAGGAGCAGACCCAGGACUACGAGCCAGAAGCAUAAGUCCACCCAUUCCACGUUGGCGUCUAACCAGAAGCACAAUACGUUUCUACCAAUAUCAAGGACAAGCGCUGAAACGACCACAAUAAAAACCCUGUUGCAAAAAAGUACAAAAAACAAACAAAUAUACGACAAGCAUUCCCAGAGAAUAAUAAUGUUCUUCCUCCAAGACAGAUCUUUUAUUAUGAUACUUAAUGUAAAUGUCAUGUUACUUCUGUAAUGUGUUGGGUGUAGGUAUCUAUAGAGAUGUACGCUCGUCCUCGGUCUCACUUCCUUGACUCCCUCCCAACGAAGUGAGACCAGGGCCAGCCUUGUGACUUUGUACUUGUGUGUAUCUGUAUUCAUAAAUGUGCGAUAGAUGUAUGUCAUUUUCCAACAAGAUGUUGGGAAUGAAAAAAAAGUCGGUUUGAAAGCAGAUAUGAUUCCAAUUAUAUCCUCUAAGUGUAUACAAUGCCUGUUUGUGGGUUUCUCUUUUGCAUUUAUUUUGAAAGCAAGUUAUUUAUUUAAAGUUUUUCAAGUAAAGGUUUUAUACAUUGUAUCUUUAUAGUUGCUUGUGAAAUCAUUCCAGUGAACUAUCUGUUAGAAAUGGAUACAUGUUUGUGUGUGCGUGUGUUUGUGUGAAGAUUUUAACAAGUUAAAGUCAGUAUAAUAUGUCUUGAAAUCAUAAUGGUUGUCAGAUCAAUAUGUGCUUUAAAAUGCAGGAAUUGUCAAUAUAUUU